AUGGAUGAUACAUAGCAAUAUAAGAAAAUUAAAGAAUCGCUGUUAUUAAUGAAUUUUUUAUAAAGUAAAGAGAGAUAUUAGAAAUCAGAAAAAAUAGGUAAAGCAACCUAUGGCUUGGUUUAUAUGGCCAAAAAUAAUCAAACUGGGGAAAUAGUGGUAUUAAAGAAAAUAAGAUUGGAUCAUAAAGAUGAAGUAGUUCCAUUAACUUCCAUUAGAGAGAUUUCAUUAUUGAAAGAAGUCUAAAUCCAAAUAUUGUUCUUCUAAAAGAUGUAGUUUAUGAUGAAUCAAGAAUUAUACUUAUCUUUGUCUUUGUGGAUUUAGAUUUAAAAAAGUGCAUGGAAAAUGUAACUUAGUUAGUUAGAUAAAGUCUAAGUGAAGAAGUUUAUUCACUAGAUUUUAUAAGCACUAAAUAAUUGCCACUAGAACAGAGUUAUUCUUAGAGAUUUAAAGCCUUAAAAUAUUUUGAUAGACUUAAAAUAAGCAUUCAGUAUAUAUCAUGAAGUCAUUACCUUAUGGUACAAAGCCUCAGAAAUUUACUGGGACAGAAACAAUACUCAACUCCUCCAGUGGAUAUAUGGUCUUUUGGUUGUAUAUUUGCUGACAUGGCUCAGAAAUGACCACUAUUUUUUAUUCAAGAUAUUUAAGAUGAUGGGAAUUACAAAGAAGUCUACAUGGACAGGAGUUAGUAUUCAAGAGUAGUUUCCAGGAUGGCCAACUCAUAACAAAUCCUGCUGUUUCUUUGUGAAAGGAUAUUACAAAUUUAUGUCCAUUAGGAUUAGAUCUACUUGCUAAGAUGAUUGUUUAUGAUCCUUAUGCAAGAAUCAAAGCAAAAGAGGCUUUGAAGCAUUCCUAUUUUGACGAUUUAAAUAACUGAUAUGAAAUUU
Molecule: messenger RNA, 884 nt
Organism: Paramecium tetraurelia
Lineage: Eukaryota; Ciliophora; Oligohymenophorea; Peniculida; Parameciidae
Exons: 4
Biological process (GO): regulation of gene expression; signal transduction; G1/S transition of mitotic cell cycle
Cellular component (GO): nucleus; cytoplasm; cyclin-dependent protein kinase holoenzyme complex
Molecular function (GO): ATP binding; cyclin-dependent protein serine/threonine kinase activity; cyclin binding
Source: RefSeq, a predicted model, not a curated record